Messenger RNA from Arabidopsis lyrata subsp. lyrata, 1026 nucleotides. RefSeq names its product cysteine and histidine-rich domain-containing protein RAR1. Gene Ontology annotation, molecular function: Hsp90 protein binding. Gene Ontology annotation, cellular component: nucleus; cytoplasm. Lineage: Eukaryota; Viridiplantae; Streptophyta; Magnoliopsida; Brassicales; Brassicaceae. The record is from RefSeq and is a predicted model, not a curated record. Gene Ontology annotation, biological process: defense response to fungus; defense response to bacterium. The transcript has 6 exons. The coding region runs from base 133 to 813 and encodes 226 amino acids.
AAAGUCAAGAUUUGCAAAAAGACGAAAAAGCCCCUUAUAUUUUGAUUUUCCAGUAUUUUUACUCCAACAUUUCACGGAUUCGUCACUGCGAAUUCUUCCGAUUUCUUCACAAUUUCACGUGAGAGAGAGAUAAUGGAAGUAGGAUCUGCAACGAAGAAACUUCAGUGCCAACGUAUUGGCUGCAACGCCAUGUUCUCCGAUGAUGAUAAUCCUCAAGGUUCUUGUCAAUUCCAUGCUUCCGGACCAUUUUUUCACGACGGAAUGAAAGAGUGGAGCUGCUGCAAGCAAAGAAGUCAUGAUUUCAGUUUGUUCUUGGAAAUUCCAGGAUGUAAAACUGGUAAACACACAACUGAGAAACCAGUCCUGGCCAAACCGGCUCCAAAACAUCCUGUUGCGGCUCCUACUUCAUCUCCAGAUGCCAAUGCAGCAACAAAAGGCUCUUGCUCCAGAUGCCGGCAAGGCUUCUUCUGCUCAGACCAUGGCUCCCAACCCAAAGAGCAGACCAGGCAGACCCUAAACACCCCGGUACAAGCAGAAGAAGAGAAGAUUGAAUCCUUAGCACCUCCAAUUAAAAAGGUUGUUAUAGACAUCAAUCAACCGCAAGUCUGCAACAACAAAGGAUGUGGAAAAACAUUCAAAGAGAGAGACAAUCACGAGACUGCUUGUAGCUAUCAUCCAGGUCCUCCGGUCUUCCACGACAGACUGAAAGGAUGGAAAUGCUGUGAUGUUCACGUGAAUGAGUUCGACGAGUUCAUGGAAAUACCUCCUUGCACUAAAGGUUGGCAUAGCAGCAGCCCCGAUCAGGCGGUCUGAUAUUUUUUUAUCCUGAGAUUUUGAAUACAAAGAUUAAUUAUGUCUUUUCAUGUUCUAUUUGGUUUAUGGAAUUCUACUUUAGAUUUUUGAUAGAACAUUUCAAUUACAGAUAUAUGUAAUGGUUAAAUGCUCAUCUAAUAUGUGUUAGAGAAAGUUUUGGAUCAUGAUUGUGGGUUUGAUUGUUAUUUUAAAAACUGUGAGAUCUUUAAAUAA